Messenger RNA from Drosophila rhopaloa, 2167 nucleotides. RefSeq names its product S-adenosylmethionine synthase (gene Sam-S). The transcript has 7 exons. Lineage: Eukaryota; Metazoa; Arthropoda; Insecta; Diptera; Drosophilidae. The record is from RefSeq and is a predicted model, not a curated record. Gene Ontology annotation, molecular function: ATP binding; methionine adenosyltransferase activity. Bases 262 to 1488 code for a protein of 408 amino acids. Gene Ontology annotation, cellular component: cytosol. Gene Ontology annotation, biological process: S-adenosylmethionine biosynthetic process.
CGGGCAAAAGCAAAAACGUGGAUGCUGAUGAAGUGAAGUUUCCGAGAGUCCCGAGAACGCCAGGAAAGUUUCGCGGCCCCCACGAAGAGCGCCAAAAUAAGCCCCAAAUUACGUACUCCGCCACCCAAAGAGAACCGCCUUUCCUCCGUUUGCGGCAAGCAGAGCGGGCUUCUCGCACUUGGAGCUCCAGCAACAACCUGACCGGAACUUGUUUUGAAGACUUUUAUCAGACCAAUUUCGAGCUUCAAACUCCACCCCAAAAUGCCGCAAAAGACAAACGGACACAGCGCCAACGGCUGCAACGGAAGCAACGGCAACUCCUACGACAUGGAAGACGGAGCCACAUUCCUGUUCACUUCCGAAUCCGUUGGCGAGGGCCAUCCAGACAAAAUGUGCGACCAAAUCAGCGACGCUAUCUUAGAUGCCCAUCUGAAGCAGGAUCCCAACGCAAAAGUGGCGUGCGAAACCGUGGCCAAGACUGGUAUGAUCCUGCUCUGCGGAGAGAUCACAUCAAAGGCCGUGGUCGACUACCAAAAGGUUGUUCGUGAGACAGUUCAGCACAUUGGCUACGAUGACUCCUCAAAGGGUUUCGAUUUCAAAACGUGCAACGUGCUAUUGGCAUUGGACCAACAAUCGCCCGAAAUCGCUGCCGGAGUGCAUGUCAACCGCGCCGAGGAAGAGAUCGGUGCCGGAGAUCAGGGCAUCAUGUUCGGAUAUGCCACCGAUGAGACCGAGGAGUGCAUGCCACUUACCGUCGUGUUGGCCCACAAACUGAACGAGAAGAUUGCUGAGCUGCGUCGCACGGAUGUCUUCUGGUGGGCUCGACCCGAUUCCAAGACACAAGUUACCUGCGAGUACCUCUUCAAUCAGGGAUCAGCAGUACCCAAGCGCGUCCACACUAUCGUAGUGUCCAUGCAGCACUCGGAGAAGAUUUCGCUUGAGACCCUGCGCUCAGAAGUAAUGGAGAAAGUUGUGAAAGUCGUCAUUCCCGCCAAAUACAUUGAUGCCAACACAAUUGUACACAUCAAUCCUUGCGGUCUCUUUGUCAUCGGUGGCCCCAUGGGUGAUGCCGGACUAACAGGCCGCAAGAUCAUUGUGGACACCUACGGAGGCUGGGGCGCCCACGGUGGCGGUGCGUUCUCUGGCAAGGACUUCACAAAGGUCGACAGAUCCGCAGCUUACGCAGCCCGCUGGGUGGCCAAGUCUCUAGUUAAGGCCGGUCUCUGCAAGCGCUGUCUUGUCCAAGUCUCGUACGCCAUCGGUCUAGCCGAGCCUCUGUCCAUAACUGUGUUCGACUACGGUACUUCCCACAAGUCGCAAAAGGAACUCCUAGAUAUCAUUCGGCGCAACUUUGACCUCAGACCCGGCAAGAUUGUCAAGGACUUGAACCUGCGUCAGCCAAUAUACCAGCGUACCAGCACCUAUGGCCACUUCGGACGCGCCGGUUUCUCGUGGGAGGAGGCGAAGCCUUUGGAGACUGACAACUGACUACACGCUGACGCUCCGCUACCACAGUCACCGUGUGCUAAAAGGUUGAAGUCAUCGUCAUCAGCGUCAACAUCAACAGAAACCACAACACCAACGUAAUUUUUAGUUUCGUUUUUAAAGUUAAAAGUCGUCGAAACUUGCAGCUGCAACGGCCUGCGACCUCCCUUGGGCUUUAGUUUCUGACUACAUCUACGCUCUUCGUUAUAUAAUGUAAACCAAUCUAAUGCGUGUAGUCUUUUCAAACAGCACUAGUUGUAGUCGUCAUACUACCCGCAUAUAUAUACUUAAUAGAGGGCUCCACCACAAUUGAUGAGCUUUAGUUAUACAUAUACAUAGUAUAGACUCGUCCCUCAGUUAUAAUAUCACAAAAAUUAAAGAAGUAGUUAGUCUCCCCUUCAAAUACCCCGCAAUGCAAAUCAGUUGGCAUAAAACUUUUAUAUCCGUUGCCUUAAAGUUAUGCACCGUUCUCAUGUCCUUACUGUACACAUAUUUUUGUAUCUUUUAAUAUUCCUAUUUGUUGUCGUAUGCGUUGUAUAUGUUUAACCAAAAGUUUUUAAACAACUCGAUUGUAUGUAAAUUACACACUGUCUUUGUAUUUCUGUAACCAACCAACCGUAAGAUAAUGUAUUUUCCUUUACAAAAAUAUAUUAAAAAUACAAAUGUUUGUAAUGCAAAAAUA